AUGGAUAUUGAUACAUAUACAUAUUCAUAUAUGCAUGGAUAUAUAUGGAUAUCCUAUGGUGUAUAUGUUGUGUGUGUUUCGUCUACGGGAAGGGACAGUAUUAUCGCAAGAGGGCUGAAGUUUUUUUUUUCAAAGUGGGUAUAUGAAGCAAACGGAGAGCUUUUUGAAAUCUAUACAGUUUCUUCACCCACCAAUCGUCAAGUAAUAUAUCGUAAUUUGCAUUUUUUAAAAAAAGACGAUCAUACAAAAUUAUAA
This is a messenger RNA of Phytomonas sp. EM1, 255 nucleotides long. The record is from the annotation of a GenBank genome assembly. Lineage: Eukaryota; Euglenozoa; Kinetoplastea; Trypanosomatida; Trypanosomatidae.